Fusarium coffeatum is the source of this 2391-nucleotide messenger RNA. RefSeq lists its product as uncharacterized. Gene Ontology annotation, biological process: translation. Bases 1 to 2391 code for a protein of 796 amino acids. The transcript has 3 exons. Gene Ontology annotation, molecular function: GTPase activity; GTP binding. Lineage: Eukaryota; Fungi; Ascomycota; Sordariomycetes; Hypocreales; Nectriaceae. The record is from RefSeq and is a predicted model, not a curated record.
AUGUCUCGCCAUCGCAUUGUCCACACGUUUGAUGCGAACGAUAUCGUAUCUGAAUUUGACGGCGAUGACUACGAGGAGGAAGGGGAGGAAGAGCUCAGUCCAGAAGAUCGUCAAGCGAUGGACGAAGGAACCGCAGAAGUUCGAAGAGUUCUGGGAACCGAAGCGAACAAAGUCACAAAAACACAAAUCGAAGAAGCUUUGUGGCAUUAUUAUUACGAUAUCGACAAAUCAGUUACGUAUCUGAUGAAGACAUUUAUUGCCCCGGCACCUAAGCCAGCAAAGAAAGCACCAGAAGGUAUGUCAGUGUUUUUUUCUGCUUCGCAGCGCCUUACGGGAACUGGAGCAGACCAUGGGCGUCUGUCAAGCGAAUAUACUUCCGACAUGAGCCUUCCACCUGCCAACAAAGUUUCUGCGACUUUCUUCAGCGACAUGCCAUGGUUGAACGUGCCUCAGGAACGUCAAACUCUCUUCAUCGAACCUGAGCGCCCUCGUGGAGGCUUGCUAGGAGGAGGCGAAGGUCCCAAGAUGUCAAAGCUUCAGGCUCUCGCUGCUGCUAGGAAGAAGAGGACCGAAGAGAAGAAGGAGCAGGAAAAGGUCACCAAGGACGUCAGCAACCUUUCUAUUGCUGAGUCAGGAAAGGAGAACCGGGCGCCCCCCAGCCAGAGACGUCAAGCUCCGCCAGCCACAUCGCAGGACUUCGCUUCACAACAAGAAACGACAAUAGACCAUAAGCCUAUCGUGGAAGACAAAAAGCAGGAAGAUACAGCUUCUGGAUACAAAGAUCCAUUCCUAUUGGACGGGUUUCCAGAAGUUGAGGUUGUGUCUCAAGCUAAACCUUCCGCCUUUGCUCAGACGCUUUUUGGAUCUGCUCCGGCCAAAUCCCAGAGGCCCGAUGUUUUUGCCAUGCCUUACACUUCUUCUUCAAUUUUUGCCGCACAAGCUUUCGCCGAGCCAAGUCCAGACGAUGUUGUGCUAGCAGCUCAGGCGAAAGCGGGCAAACAACCAGCAGCCAAGGCCCCCAAGAAGCCCCAGAAAGAGAAGGGGAAGGAUGUUUCUGAAGCUGAGAAGAACGUCUCCGAGCUCAAGAUUGCUGAUGCGCCGCCGCCUAAGAGCAAGGGGCUCGAUGUUCUCAAAGAGUACGAAAACAGCUCCAAUAAGAGAAGUAUCAGUUUUGUUGUAGUCGGCCAUGUCGACGCUGGAAAAAGUACCCUAAUGGGUCGAUUAUUAUUGGAACUCAAAUUCGUUGAGAAGCAUACUAUUGAUCGGUAUCGAAAGCAGGCUGAAAAGUCUGGCAAGCAGUCUUUUGCCCUGGCAUGGGUAAUGGACCAGAGGAGUGAAGAGAGAGAAAGAGGUGUGACCAUUGACAUUGCAACAAAUCACUUCGAGACAGAGAAGACCAGCUUUACUGUCCUGGACGCACCUGGCCACCGCGAUUUUGUACCAAACAUGAUUGCAGGUGCUAGCCAAGCCGACUUUGCCAUCUUGGUUAUUGAUGCAAACACUGGAGCCUACGAGAAGGGCUUGAAGGGUCAGACUCGAGAGCAUGUGUUGCUCUUGCGAAGUUUGGGUGUCCAGAGACUCGUUAUUGCCGUCAAUAAGCUUGACAUGGUCGGCUGGUCACAGGAGCGUUAUGAUGAGAUUUCUCAACAAGUCAGUGGCUUCCUUACUGGUCUUGGAUUCACGUCCAAGAACGUCGAUUUCGUUCCGAUAUCCGGCCUCAACGGUGACAAUCUUGCCCGUCGAACAGAGGCCACUGCAGCAUCUUGGUACACUGGACCAACAUUGAUUGAAGCUUUGGAGAACUCGGAGCCGACAACAGCGCGAGCACUCAAAAGUCCAUUCAGGAUGGCCAUCUCGGAAGUAUUUAGAUCGCAACUUGGCACCACAACCAUCGCCGGUCGGGUUGACGCAGGUUCCUUUCAAAUCGGCGAUGCCCUGCUAGUUCAACCGAGUGGGGAGGAAGCAUACGUCAAGUCAAUCAUGGUGGACUCGGAUAUGCAAGACUGGGCUGUCGCUGGACAAAAUGUCAGUGUUGCUUUGAGUAACAUCGAUCCGAUCCACAUUCGAGUCGGCGACAUGCUCUGCCACACCAAGGACCCCAUCAACUGCAGUGAUAACUUCAUCAUGAAGGCUAUGGCUUUCGAGCAUCUGAUGCCUAUGCCUGUGGACCUGCAUCGCGGACGAUUACAUUCGGCUGGGCAGAUUGUAUCUAUAGCAGCAACACUGGACAAGGUUACUGGAGGUGUUGUCAAGAAGAAGCCUAGAGUUGUUCAACCGGGUGGUGUUGCGCGUGUAGCUGUCAAGUUGGCUGCCAAGGUUCCUCUUGAACGCGGACAAAGAGUCGUCAUACGCAGUGGAGGCCAAACCGUCGCUGCUGGAUUAUUGGAAUAG